This is a messenger RNA of Fimicolochytrium jonesii, 807 nucleotides long. RefSeq lists its product as uncharacterized. The record is from RefSeq and is a predicted model, not a curated record. NCBI's taxonomy places the organism in Eukaryota, Fungi, Chytridiomycota, Chytridiomycetes, Spizellomycetales, Powellomycetaceae. Bases 284 to 598 code for a protein of 104 amino acids. The transcript has a single exon.
CUGACUCUUACUUGGACCACUUUGCGUUCUCGCCGCUGCGGCAGGGUUAGGGCAGGGAUGCAAGCGUCUCUUCAUGCGGUGUCGGACUUUGUAUCGCUUUGAGUGGGAUUCCUUCACAGGUGGCCGCAGUUUGCACUAGGAGGACGUUCAUGCCUCAACCCUGUCCCUAACCCUACUCCAACUGUACUUCAAUCACCGCAACAAUACGUUCGCUGGGCAGUACAAGCUCCAAGCCUUCAUCGGCAUUUUGGCUACCGUCAACUUCGUGAGUUACUCCGCCUGUAUGUGGUCGACGGCCAGUGUCCCGCCGUCGUGGUACUUCAUCACCAGCGGGGCCUGUCGGAUUUUUUAUCUGGUGUGCAGCUCCAUCGCUUUGUAUCAAGCUCUGGUCUGGUCCACCCUUCCGCGGUCCGGCAGCGCGCAAAUGUGGCGGCAAAAGAGUACACGCCGGACGAAGACGUGGAGGACGUCGAGCACGUGGAGUGAGGUUCUUUCUCGGGUGUUAUGUUUCUUGCUGCAGCGACACGCCGGCGUUCGCCACAUUGACAUUAUCGAAUAUCUCCGCUUGCUCAAUCCCCUCAUCGGUUUUCGCUUCUAGAUAUUGUGGCACUAUAUCAUAUGUAGAUACCACCUUGGGCGUAAAGGAGCGUAGGCUCUGAGUGGUGGUUGCGUAGUCUAACAGUAGGUAGCUCCCCAUUCUCACGCUUUACGGCCGGCGUACGUUGGGCAAUUUAGCGGUACUGGUAGAAGGCACGGCUUGAUGGAUGAACGGUAAGGAGAUCAACCUGCCACCGAGUAGAAUUCUUC